Molecule: messenger RNA, 1797 nt
Organism: Doryrhamphus excisus (bluestripe pipefish)
Lineage: Eukaryota; Metazoa; Chordata; Actinopteri; Syngnathiformes; Syngnathidae
Gene: h3f3c
Product: H3 histone, family 3C
Cellular component (GO): nucleosome
Molecular function (GO): structural constituent of chromatin; protein heterodimerization activity; DNA binding
Source: RefSeq, a predicted model, not a curated record
UUUAACCACAGACUAUCGCGCUUCGAGGUGAAGCUGCGGUUGUCUGUUGCAUUGUGGGAGACGCAUGAUGAUUGACGCUGACGCCAUUUUGUGUGUGUCCAUUGUGUGAGAGGAUAGUAAACAUCUGACAACACUCGCAAGUCCGGCCGAUAUUUUUACCCUUGGUGAUCAUUUGACGUCAUGGCUCGUACCAAGCAAACUGCUCGUAAGUCCACUGGAGGAAAGGCUCCUCGUAAGCAGCUGGCCACCAAGGCUGCCCGCAAGAGUGCUCCGUCCACUGGGGGUGUCAAGAAGCCACAUCGUUACAGGCCCGGGACUGUCGCUCUGAGAGAGAUUCGUCGGUACCAGAAGUCCACCGAGCUGCUGAUCCGCAAGCUGCCCUUCCAGCGCUUGGUCAGGGAAAUCGCUCAGGACUUCAAGACCGAUUUGCGUUUCCAGAGCGCGGCCAUUGGUGCUCUACAGGAGGCCAGUGAGGCUUACCUGGUGGGACUAUUUGAGGACACCAACCUGUGCGCCAUCCACGCCAAGCGUGUCACCAUCAUGCCCAAAGACAUCCAGCUGGCCCGCCGAAUCCGUGGAGAACGUGCUUAGAGAACAUGUGUUCAACUUUUGUCCCUUCGUUUCCCCCCCCCACCUUUGCCUGCCCCCCUCUCUUACUAUUCCCCCACUUCUCCCCCAUCUCCCGUACUUCCCCAGCUUCUCGGUAGACUUUAGGCUACUUCUGACUAUUAAGGGUAGCAUUCAGUUGACGUCUGGUCUCUCGGAGGUUUCUUUGGCUGUGUCUCGCUUGGCGCACUUCCGUACUUAGACGUAGGUGUUUUGGGUGCUUAUAUGCAUACGGAAAAAUGCAAUGGUAGACACUUACCACCCUUAAUAGUCGCCAUCUUGGCUACAUAGUGGACUGGGAGGGGGUAACUUGAAAUAAUAGUGGCUAAAUUUUGCGAUUUCCGUUAAGCGCACAUUGAUGGGUUUGGGAUGCUCAUGUCAGUACACUUCAAUAAGUGUACAGAUGUUCCCGGAUAUUGUCCCAAAUUCUUUACAGGAAAUGUGCACUUAAAGGAAUAUUUAGCGAUGUUUACCUGCUUCUUCUCCACGGACCAUUACCAUCCCUGCAAAACAUCUGUCAGCCCAGCAAGUAACCAAGAUGGCGACUGUUGAAGGUGGCAAGUGCACAAUCGCCAUGCAUUGCGUGUUGAGUGCACUGAAAAACACUAUGGAAGUGUGCAAAAUGAGACGCAGCCAUCGUCUUUUUCGUGCAUGUUCAAGGUUUUGAAGAUCAGACAAACACCGCUACACGUAGUCGGGUUUGAGGGCGGCGUGUCACAUCCCGCGUGUUCCACCUUGGGUUCUUCCUUCCGGCGGGGAGCAGGAUCAGAUGGGCUAGUCUGCUUAAGGGGAGCUGCAACUUCCACAGCAGGGUGCUAUUAAAACUAGCCCUGACACUUCUGACUUCUGCUAUCACACUUCUGCCCUCACUCCCACGCAUCCAUCCUCCACAAGCAGCUUUUCGACCUACAUCUUUGCCUCUGGAACGUGGAGUGUGUCUGUGUGCACGUGUGAAAUCUGAUCUUUUAAACCGCCUCUAAUCGACAAGCAAAGAUCUCUUGGUUACUUAAGAUAUUGUGCAUAUAGUGUCUUUUUUUUUUUUUUUACACAUAUAAAUCAUUAUCCCUCCCACAUUAGGAUUCAAAGCAUUUUGGUGGCAUUGCUAACACGGUGAAGUCAUUUCUCUUAUUUCCUUCUUUUACAAUAAUAUGAUUUUAACAACUGUACUGACAAUACAGGUUGUGUUUUUAA